This is a messenger RNA of Aegilops tauschii subsp. strangulata, 2046 nucleotides long. NCBI's taxonomy places the organism in Eukaryota, Viridiplantae, Streptophyta, Magnoliopsida, Poales, Poaceae. The record is from RefSeq and is a predicted model, not a curated record.
AUGUCCCGAGGCGCUGGUGCACGGGUGGUGUCGCCCACGCUCUGUACCUAUUCCAUUCUCAUGGACUGCUGCUGCCGUGCAGGCCGCCCGGACUUGGUGGUUGCCUUCUUUGGCCGCCUCCUCAGAUUGGGGCUGUGCUUGAAUGUCAUCUCCUUCAACAACCUCCUCAAGGGGCUCUGCCAGGUCAAGCGUACAAAUGAGGCUGUGGACUUGCUGCUCCACCGGACACCUGAACUGGACUGUGUGCCUAAUGUCUUCUCGUACAGCAUCGUAAUCAACGGCUGUUUUAAACAAGGCGAAGUAGACAAAGCGUGCAAUCUCUUCCAUCAGAUGAUCCAACUGGGAGUUCAACCUAAUUUGGUGAUCUACAACUCAAUUAUCGACGCACUAAGCAAAUCCGGAGCAAUGGACAAGGCAGAAGUGGUCCUUCGGCAAAUGGUUGAUCAAGGAAUUGAACCCAACAUCAGGACAUAUACUAGCCUGAUACAUGGAUAUUCCGCUUCGGGUCAGUGGAAGGCGGCAGCUAGAGUAUUCAAGGAAAUGGUAAGUGUUGGUGUUCUACCAGAUGCUGUCGCGUGGAACUCAUUUAUGGAUUCACUUUGCAAGCAUAGAAGGACAAAGGAUGCUAGAGUUAUUUUUGACUCCAUGGCUGCAAAGGGCCAAAAACCUAAUAUUGUCUCCUACUCUAUUAUGCUAAAUGGGUAUGCUAAAGAAGGAUACUUCGAUGAUAUGACUGGUCUCUUCAAUUUGAUGCUACAGAAUGGUAUUGUACCUAACCACCAUGUUUUCAACAUACUGAUCAAUGCAUAUUCUAAACGUGGGCUGAUGGAUGAGGCUAUGCACAUGUUUGAAGUAAUGAGGCAACAAGGAGUAAACCCAGAUGUAUUUGGCUAUCAAAUUGUAAUGGAUUCACUUUGCAAAAUGGGUAGGGUGGAUGCUGCUCUGGACAAAUUUAAUCAGAUGGUCAAUCAAGGAGUUUCACCCAACAAAGCUGUUUACCAAUGCCUGGUUCUGGGUUCUUGCUCUAAUGGUGAUUUUGUGAAAGCCAAGGAAUUGAUUUCUGAAGCAGUUAAUAGAGGUCUGUGUUCUAACAGUGUAUUCUUCUAUCCUGUAAUAAACAACCUGAGCAAAGAAGGAAAGUUGAAGGAUGCACAGGAUAUGUUUGACUUCAUUGUGGGUAUUGGUCGUCCGCCUGAUGUUAUUAUGUACAAUUCACUGAUGGAUGGAUAUUGCCUUGUUGGCAAGGUGGAGGAAGCACUGAGAGUACUUGAUGCUAUGAAGUUUGCUGGCCUCCAACCUGAUGCUUUUACAUAUGGUAUACUUCUUAAUGGCUACUGUAAAAUUGGCAGGAUCGCCGAUGGAUUGAGUCUUUUCAGGGAAAUGUCACUCAGCGGGGUUAAGCCCACAACUAUUAUGUACAACAUUAUACUUGAUGGGCUGUUUCGCUCCGGGAGAGCAGUUUCUGCAAAGGAAAAAUUCUGUACGAUGAGCGAAAGUGGCAUACCAGUGGGCAUUGGCACAUACAACAUAGUUCUUCAUGGACUUUGUAGAAACAAUUGCACUGAUGAAGCAAUAGAGCUGUUCAACAAAUUACGUGCUAUGAAAUUGAAGAUUAAUGUCAUAACAAUCAAUACCAUGAUUUCUGCUAUGUUUAAAACUAGGAGAAUUGAAGAAGCCAAGGAUUUGUUUGCUACUAUAUCAGCCAUUGGGUUGGUGCCUUCUGUUGUGACUUACAGUGUAAUGAUGACGAAUUUCAUAAAAGAAGGGUUGCUGGCAGAGGCUGAUGAUAUGUUUUUAGCAAUGGAGAAGGCUGGCUGUGCUCCUGACUCCAGACUGCUAAAUCACGUGGUCAGAGUGUUGCUGGAGAAUGGUGCAGUUGUAAAGGCUGCAACUUAUCUCGCUAAACUUGAUGCAAACCAUCUGUCACUUGAAGUUUCAACGAUUUCAUUAAUAGUAUCUCUCUUCUCAGGGGAAGGGAAACUAAGGGAGCAUGUAGAGUUGCUUCCAGUAAAGUACCAGCCUCCUGAGAGUUCGGCUGACAAUUGA